ACAAACAACUUUUACUGAAAAAAAAGUUGGGGGAAUGCAAGAUAGAAAUCCAAAGAUAAAAAUCAAGCGAACGGAGUGACUGUUGAUUCAAGUUCUCAAUUAGUUAACAGUGAAGUUUUACAACUGAACUUUAUUUUCGGGAUUUUCAAUUAGUAUCAUCAAUCGGAUAGAAUGAUGUCUUUCACGAAGCUUGUUUUGCUGUUAACUGUAUGUUGCACUGCAAGAAGCAACUUUGGCUACAGACUAUACAAAAUAAACAAAAACUAUUCUUGCAACGACGAGCUGCUUUCCGAAGCGAUGAAGGAUGAACCUCCAGAAAACUCCUCACUGAAGGACAGACGUUUUGACUACCUACCAACUGAUGCAUCUGCAUUUGCUGAAGAAAAAGAGAAAAGGACAUUGCCAUUUGCUCGAUAUAAGUAUCUCAACCGAACACAAUUGAAAAGAAAAAUGUACCAGAAUAAUGCAAGGAACAAUCGUCGAACCAAGUUUACUCUGUCCCUAGAUGUGCCCACGAACAUUCUUAAUAUUCUUUUAAACAUUGCAAAAGCUAAAAGCCUGAGAGCAAAGGCAGCAGCAAAUGCUCGUCUGAUGGCACAAAUUGGUCGAAGAAAGUAGAUUUGUAGAUAUUUAAAUUUUAAGAUAUUUCCAUGUCAGCAUGAAACUGCAGCUAUAUGCUUAUGGCCAGAAUUUGUUAUCACUAAAUAAAUCCAUUUGGCAGGUAACAUGAAAUGUUAGGACCACUUUAUGAAUCAACAGAAAAUGAGAAUUUACACAGUAGCUGGAAAUGGUUUGAUAAAUAUCAUAAACUUUCACCAUAAAACUGACCCUUUGAUACAGGAAAUCGGGAGCUUUUCUGAAAAGUUUGAUUUUAUGAAAUCAGUCAAACUUAUAUAUGAAAAUACAUUAAUUAUACAGUAAUGUUAGGCCCUUUUAGUGAAUGACUUAAUAAGUUAGGCACAAUGAACCCUGAUGACAGGAAGCCACUUCGCAUUUCUUCCCUUCAUUUAGAAUUCCAUUAAUUCAGUUUUCACUUAGACUGCAAUUUUGUAAGGCUAUUUGAAAUGAUAGAUGAAAAUGACCAAUAUCCACCUAGUUCGGAAUUAACAUCCUGGGAGUUAAUGCAAAUAUAAUUUUUGACUACUUGCAGCAAUCAAGCUCUAUUAAUUAUUCUACCACAGAUACAUCAAUGACAAAUAAAACUCCACUGAUAGAGACAUUGGGAAACAUGGGACAAAAAUGAAAAUCUUAGAACCAAGUAUGUUAAGCUUAAUCACAUGUAAUUGUUUUAUUAGAUUUUCUAACCUUAUAUAUUGUGUCAGUAACCUGGAGAAAGGUAAUGCAGAUUAUGAGUUGUUCUGCCGAAGGGGUGGAUCUAACAACCACAGACUAGGCUUUCCUAUUCACUUCUUGCUGAUCAGGACAGGUAGGGAAGAAAAUUGUUUGUCUUUGUUUACUCACUUACCCCAUUUUCAGCUGCCUGUGUCCAGAAGCUUUCAGAACAUUUUCUUAGAAAUAGACAUGCAUUUCAAGAGAUGAUGCAAAUUAGAGAAAUACAUCCUUUGGCAUAUUUCCUGCCGUGUACAGCUUUGCAGUACUGGACUUUGCAUACUUAUUAAAAUAAUUUGCAUGCCUAUCAAAUCCUGCGCCCAGCAUUUCUAUGGCCGCAAAUAGAUCUUUUAGCAACACCUUGUAAUAUUUAUCAGUGGUAAGGCCAAUGCAAUUCCUAGCCGGGGCAUGAUGGACAAAAUGUUGUUUUACUGACAGCUCAGGGAUUCAGCAGCACUAUAUUGCAUUCUUAUGUUUCUACUGAUAUGUUAGCAUAUUAAUGAGUGUACCAUUACAUAGAAUAUGCAGCACAGGAAUAGGCCAUUAUGUCCAAAUUGCAUAUGUCCAUGCUAUAUCCUACAUAAGCCUUCUCUCACCCUUCUUCAUAUCAUCCUGUCAGCAGAACUUUCUACUCCUUUUCCUAAUUUAUCCUCUUAAAUGCAUCCAUGCUCUGAGCUGCCAGUGACAAGGAAUUUGGUUCAGUUGUGCCUCUAUCUAAAGUCAGCAAGAAAGCACACAUUUAAAUGUUAUUUUUGAGUUGGAUCAGAUCUUAUCUAAUGUUUAGAUUUCCUCUCCCUCCAAUGUUAGCUAUCAUCCAAUUGAUACCUCACUUAGUUAGGAGGUAGAAGGAUGUGGGCUGCUCCUCUUGCUCCAGCACUUAAGUAUAUAACCUACGUAUAUCUUUAAUAAUUUUUGCUCUCUCCAACCUGUCCCUCCCAGUUGAAGAAUCCAUUGUAAGUAGAUUAGUAAUCUCAGAAUCCCCAUCAAAAUUAUUCAUAUAUUCAAAGUCUUGACAGUGGAAAGUAUUUAAUGCUUGUUAAGCAAAUAGAUUUUUAUUUACAGAUAUCAGUGAAAUACAAGGUAAAUUCAGAUACACAAACUGUCAAAUUUAAUAACCUAGCUACAUGUUGACAAUUGACACUUUAAGUCAAUUCAGUGAAUUCUGUAUAUGUUCAACACAAAAUAGUAAAACUCUGGAGCAAUCAGAUUCUCUUCAGUCUCCAAAUCUCACUGUCCAAAUUAUUUUCUCGACUUACUGAAAAGUAUCUGAACUCGAGACGUCCAUAAACCCCAGUAAGAGAACCACUUCUCAGGCUAACAGACUAUUCAGUUAACUGCUUUAAGGCCUCUUCCAAAUACAGGGCAACCUCGAUUAUCUGAACGACACAGGCGGGGAGUAUUUUGUUCAGAUAAUGAAUGUUCAGAUAACACAGUUACUCAAGCACCAGAACCUUGAGAUCUUGUUCAGAUAAUCCGAAAUUCAGAUAAUCGAUGUUCAGAUAACCAAGGUUGUUUUGUUCUACUUCAUCAAUUGCUGAAAAGAGCUCUUACGAUAAAAGCUGAAAGAGUAGAUUUUCUUGUUUCCAUUUCUGUUUGUACAAGUAGCCAUUUUCCACUGAGUUUAUCCACUAAGCACAAUCUCAUUACUUAAGAGAAUUUAAAGCUUUUACUUACAAUUAACUAUUAAAUUGUCCAAUCCUUUGAUUGUGUUUAUAGAAAUAAAACUGGGCUUACUUAGGUGCUCAUAUUUACAGCCUCAGUAUGCUCCUGCCAUACAAUGUCCUUUUGUUCAUAUGAGUUUAAUCAGUUCAUAGUUAUGUCACUAUUUUGCUUACAUAACUUGGUCUCAUUAUGUGGCCAACACUGGUUAAAAUAUUUAUGCCAAAUGCAAUUCAAUAAUUUAUUGUGGCAUGAUUUGAACUCUUUGGCCCCAAUUACAUGGUGACGGUUUGGGAAAAAACUGACAAAGCUGGGGAAUGAUAAAAUCAUGCUGAAUUUUUGUAUUUUUACUGUUUUCUGUCAAUAAGGCCUCUUGCUUCAGAAAAACCAGUGACAGGAAACCAGAAAUUCCCAGAGACCAUGCUCCAGAAUUUAUGACCAUGAAAUAAACUGCAGAUCAAUGCUUAGCUGUGGAGAAUUGGAUUGUAGAUUGGCUGCAGUUUGGGAUUGGGACAGAUAGUUGGACCAUAUGACAGAUUGCAGAUCAUGGUGAUGGUUGUGGAUGUGAAUUCAUUUAUAAUGGCAGUGGG
Messenger RNA from Chiloscyllium plagiosum (whitespotted bambooshark), 3578 nucleotides. It is a transcript of the gene ucn3l, whose product is annotated as urocortin 3, like. The record is from RefSeq and is a predicted model, not a curated record. Gene Ontology annotation, biological process: hormone-mediated signaling pathway; cellular response to nutrient levels; adenylate cyclase-activating G protein-coupled receptor signaling pathway. NCBI's taxonomy places the organism in Eukaryota, Metazoa, Chordata, Chondrichthyes, Orectolobiformes, Hemiscylliidae. Gene Ontology annotation, molecular function: hormone activity; corticotropin-releasing hormone receptor 2 binding. Gene Ontology annotation, cellular component: extracellular region.